Messenger RNA from Erigeron canadensis, 381 nucleotides. Its product is annotated as cysteine proteinase inhibitor 5-like. Gene Ontology annotation, molecular function: cysteine-type endopeptidase inhibitor activity. NCBI's taxonomy places the organism in Eukaryota, Viridiplantae, Streptophyta, Magnoliopsida, Asterales, Asteraceae. The transcript has a single exon. The record is from RefSeq and is a predicted model, not a curated record. The coding region runs from base 1 to 381 and encodes 126 amino acids.
AUGGGUUCGGGUUCGGCUCAUCAAACUCUCUUCUAUAUAAUACCCGCCUUCUUUUUGGUUUCCGCUUUCUUAGAUAUCUCCUGCGCAUUGGGUGUCAAUACAACUAACGAUGAUUGGAAGUCCAUCAACCCGAGUGAUCCGGACGUGGUGAGCGCUGGAGAAUUCGCAGUGGUAACACACGACUCACAGACUCAGGCUACACUAGUCUAUGACCAUGUGGUACACUGUGAAACCAAGAUUGAUGGUGGAAGAAAUUAUAACCUCACCAUUGCAGCUAAAAAUAGCAAUAGUGAUCCCACAGUCAGGAAGUAUAUAGCCCUUGUUAUUGAUAGGCCAUAUAAGAAUGGUUUUGAGCUUGAGUCCUUUAGGGGACCUAUUUGA